CGCUCUGCCUCUGACUAUUUGGCGUCGUCGUCUCCACGCGGCAAGGCGACGGACGCAAAGCAGCGGGCGAGCCAACGGGGGAGAAAGAAUUCGAGCACGGUCGUUGAUGGCUGGUUUGUGAGCGGUUUCCGUCGGGUGCACAACAAGAAGAAGAGGAGCAAGUAAAAGAAAGCUUUUGAGGAGCGGACAUCUGAAUCGGCUGGGAUUUGCUGGUCCUCUUUUUAAUGUGUUUUGAGGCGAGCGCGAGGGAUGGCAGCUCGCAGCCGGAGAGCUUGGUUCGGCGUGCUUUUGGGUCUGGUGCUCGGCUUCACGUUGGCAUCCAGACUCAUUCUGCCCAAGGCUGCCGAACUCGCCAAAGCCAACCCGGGAGGCGGCGGCUGCGCCGGCCUCAGGGCAGCGGCUGCUGCGGCUGCAGCGGCGGCAAGUAACGCCGGCGGGGCCCCGUGGCAGCAGUCUUCGGACGACGCCUCGUCGUCGUCGAACGCGCGCUCCUCCAGCUUCCUCUUCGUUGGGGUCAUGACCGCGCAAAAGUACCUCAACAGCCGCGCCGUAGCGGCGCACAGAACAUGGGCCCGAAGCAUCCCUGGCCGCGUGGAGUUCUUCUCCAGCGAGGGCUCUGACGCGGCGGCGACGGGCGUCCCGGUGGUGGCGCUAAGCGGCGUGGACGACUCCUACCCUCCUCAGAAGAAGUCUUUCAUGAUGCUCAAAUACAUGCACGACCACUACCUGGAACGCUUCGAGUGGUUCAUGCGGGCUGAUGACGACGUCUAUGUCAAGGGCGAGCGUCUGGAGAGCUUCCUGCGGGGGUUGAACAGCAGCGCCCCCGUAUUCCUGGGACAGACCGGCAUGGGCGCCCGCGACGAGCUGGGCAAGCUGGCGCUGGAGCCCGGCCAGAACUUCUGCAUGGGCGGGCCCGGCGUUGUCAUGAGCCGCGAGGUCCUCCGCCGCGUGGCGCCGCACCUACGCCGCUGCCUGCGCCAGAUGCACACCGCGCACGAGGACGUGGAGGUGGGCCGCUGCGUGCGACGCUUCGCCGGGGUACAGUGCGUCUGGUCCUAUGAGAUGCAGCAGCUGUUCCACGAGAACUACGAGCCCAACAAGAGAGGUUUCAUCCGCGAGCUGCGCGACAGCAAGAUCCACCGGGCCAUCACGCUGCACCCCAACAAGAGCCCGCCCCACCAGUACCGCCUGCACAGUUACCUGCUGAGCCAGAAGGUGGCGGCGCUGCGCCAGCGCAGUGUGCGCCUCCAUCGCGAGCUGCUCCUAGCCGCCCGCCCGGGCACCUCAGGGGCGACCCGCGAGGACCGCCGCCUGGGGGCACCGCCCUCCUUCACCAGGUUCCGGCCCGGGCGGCGCAGCGAUGUCACGGAGUGGGACUUCCUCAGUGCCAGGCACAUCUUCACCGCCUGGGACGGACAGCCGCCGCGUCGCGGGACCGACGCUGCGCAGCGACGGGCCCUGGAUGACGUGGUCAUGCAAGUGAUGGAGAUGAUCAACGCCAACGCCAAGACGCGCGGGCGCGUCAUCGACUUCAAGGAGAUCCAGUACGGCUACCGGCGGGUGGACCCGCUGCACGGGGCAGAGUACGUUUUGGACCUCCUCCUGCUCUACAAGAAGCACAAGGGCAAGAGCGUGACUGUGCCGGUGCGCCGGCACGCUUACCUGCAGCAGAGCUUCAGCCGCGCACACUUUUGCGAGGAGCGGCCCACCGAUGCUGCCGAGUUGGCGGUGCGCGCCGACCGCUCCUCACCGUCCUUCCUGUCGCUGGACUCUCUAAAGAUGCUGGCACCCUUCCUGCCGGGCCGCGGGGACGGUCCCUCCCCGCCACCGCCACUUCCGGCUGACGAGAAGGUCAACGUGCUGGUGCCGCUGGCGGGGCGCUAUGAAACCUUCGCACGCUUCAUGGCCAACGUGGAGCGCGUAUGUCUGAUCCCCAGGCAGAACGUCAAACUGGUGGUGCUGCUCUUCGGCGACGACAACGCCACUGAGCGGGUCCGGCAGGCGGAGACCAAUUUUUGGGUACUCUGCCGGCAGGUGGAGCUUUUGCGCCGCUACCACAUCAAGUACCCACGGGCUGAGCUGGAGAUCAAAGCGCUGGGCGGCUCUUUCUCUCGCGCGCUGGCGCUGGAGGUCGGUGCCGCACGCUUCCCCAAUGCCUCGCUGCUCUUCUUUUGCGACGUGGACCUGCUCUUCACCGCUGACUUCCUGCAGCGCUGCCGGGCAAACGCCGUGGCGGGACGCUUCGCCUACUUCCCGGUGGUCUUCAGCCAGUACGACCCCCUGGUGGCGUAUGGCGGGCGGGCCCCGGACGACCUCUACACCUUGACCUCCGAGGCGGGCCUGUGGAGGAAUUUUGGCUUCGGCGUUGUGUGCGCCCGCAAAGGCGAUCUACUUGGCGCCGGGGGCUUGGACACAUCCAUCCGGGGUUGGGGGCUGGAGGACGUGGACCUGUACGACAAGUUCGUGCGCUCAGGCGCCGCCGCACCAUUCCGCAGUGUGGACCCAGGCAUCGUGCAUGUGCACCACGCCGUCACCUGUGAUUCUCGCCUGGAGCCCAAGCAGUACAAAAUGUGCCUGGGUUCCCGGGCGGCCUCCCGGGGGUCCGCCCACCGGCUGGCCAAGCUUUGGUUGGACAGGAACCAGGGGGCCUCCGUGCAUGCCAACGUCUCGCUUCGGACAGCCUGAACCCAAAUCUUCACCACAUUUAUAUCGACGAUUAAUGUGUUAAUGACUACAUGGCUAGACUGGUGGAAUUCUGUGUACAGCCAAACAGAGACACAUACAACGUCAGGUAGUACAUGGACGAGCAGCCCGCCAGAUCGUUAUGGAAAGCGCUCCGGAAGUGUGAAGUUGAACAUCAGAUUGAUGGGUGAAAGCUGAUCUUUCAUUUCCAAGGAGGAGGAAUGAUAGGCUCAGGCGAAAAAAAGCCCAGAGAUUGCAUAUAUAUAUACAGAGCUAAAUGCGUGAAAAGCGUGCUAUUAGCCCUUUGGGAUGGCCGUCAUUGCUUGUCGGCCACUUUGUGCCAGCGCCCAUUUUGUAAACGAACCAGUCUAUGAAGUUGGCAUGUACUUUGAAAUAGCUGUUAGGGAUGUCCCUGAUCCGAUCGGAACCGGGUUUAAAUAUCAGGUUUUAUAAAUUCUAUUUUUAAAGGUCACACAAAAUGAAAAUAAAUUUGACACUCAAAUCUCGCCGUCUUUUAUCCUUUCAAUCAAAUCAAUGCAUCGGUGAACGCCCACUUUUUUUUUUUUUCCAGCCAUUCUCAGUGUUACAUCACAAGUAGAACUGAUUACAUGGCUAGCUUUCGAGGUGCUGCGCUAGCUAGUGCUUGUGGACAACGUGGACAGCAUGCUAGCAUAAAUUUGGGUGACGACUUCAAUCUCGCCAUGAUGAAAAUGCAACUAUUAUUGUGUGUUUUGAAACAAGCAAGCCAGGA
Messenger RNA from Corythoichthys intestinalis (scribbled pipefish), 3433 nucleotides. Its product is annotated as chondroitin sulfate synthase 1-like. Gene Ontology annotation, molecular function: glucuronosyl-N-acetylgalactosaminyl-proteoglycan 4-beta-N-acetylgalactosaminyltransferase activity. Gene Ontology annotation, cellular component: Golgi cisterna membrane. The transcript has 5 exons. Lineage: Eukaryota; Metazoa; Chordata; Actinopteri; Syngnathiformes; Syngnathidae. The record is from RefSeq and is a predicted model, not a curated record. Bases 250 to 2685 code for a protein of 811 amino acids.